GCGAUGAGAAUUUAGUUAUACCGUAACUGUUGUCGAUAACAGACGUUAAAGUGCGGUCGGUGUCAAUGAGAGAGAGAGAGAGAGAGAGAGAGAGAAUAACUGUCAAAAGAGAACAUUGUUGAGAGGCAUAGAAAUAGGAAUUUUGUAAAGAACACAAAGUGAAGAGAUGUCUGUCAAAAGAAGUCGAGCUUCAGCCAAACAAAUCCAGUAUUUGGUUGAUUUCAUGGCGCACAAUAAAACAUUUGCCAGCGGAAAAUUUGCGAUAUUGCAUGGCAAACAUGCGAGCAAUAAGAAAUGGAACGAAUUGGCCACGGCACUCAAUGGUCUGGGAGGGGCAAAGAAAUCGGUAGCCCGAUGGCAUAUAGUAUGGAGAGAUCUGAAAAGUCGUAUCAGCCAGAAAUACAGAGAGAAAAAACGUGAACAGGCUUUAACAGGGAACAGAACAUUAACCGAUGAUCUCAUGACAGAUGUAGAGCUGAGAGUUGUGAAAAUUUUGGGUAAUUCUUGUAUGGAAGACGAUAACUUAGUACAGGAAAAUGUGGUGGUGAAAGAGGAACCGCAACUACAAUAUAUAGUAAACGAAAUCCCACAGAGUCCAAGUACACCAAUAGAGCAAGACCCUAGAGAAACUAGAAGGAGCGAGGAUAAAGAAGAAGUGCUAUCGAAAAUUUUGGAUAUUGUAAAUAAACAGGCUGAAUCGUUAAAGAACUUGACCGAGUGCAACGCAACUAAUGCUGAGAGCAUUAAAAUGAUGGCUCAAGCUGUGCAAACGAUGGGAGAGGGUUUCAAAGCCACUGCUGAAUCCUUGAAUAACAUAUCUAAGGCUCUUAAUAAUAUGUAUAAAUUUAAUUAAUAAUA
Molecule: messenger RNA, 858 nt
Organism: Musca domestica (house fly)
Lineage: Eukaryota; Metazoa; Arthropoda; Insecta; Diptera; Muscidae
Exons: 5
Coding region: 167-853 (228 amino acids)
Source: RefSeq, a predicted model, not a curated record